Messenger RNA from Trypanosoma rangeli, 672 nucleotides. RefSeq names its product thioredoxin-like protein. The transcript has a single exon. The coding region runs from base 1 to 672 and encodes 223 amino acids. NCBI's taxonomy places the organism in Eukaryota, Euglenozoa, Kinetoplastea, Trypanosomatida, Trypanosomatidae. The record is from RefSeq and is a predicted model, not a curated record.
AUGCGACGUAUCUCCUCUUUGAAGGAAUAUCUCUCUUUAAAGGAAGAGGCUAUAAAAGGAUUGGGUCUUGUGGUUCACUUCAGUGCUGCUUGGUGUGAACCCUGCAAAGAGGUACGGAGGGUGCUGGAGGAGUACGCAUCCCAAUACAGCCAAAAGGUUCUUUUUGCCGAGGUGGAUGCAGAACUUUCCAAUGAUAUUUGUGAGUCCGAAGGUGUGGAAUGUGUCCCUCUUAUCACAUUUUUCAGAACUUCCUCACAGGAAAAGGCAGAGGAGCGAGUUGCUGACGUGGUUGGUGCCAAAUUUGACCAGAUUGAAAUGAACAUGGUUUCUUUGUAUGGAAAUGGCAAUGAUACUCGAGAGUCAUUCUCUGACCUUAAUGAGUACCUAAAGUACCUAACGUCUCGCAAAGGUAUCGUUGUCUUUGUUACGGGCACCCCGUCGAGACCUCGUUGCGGGUUUACAGGGAGACUUCUAGAAAUGUUUCAUGAGCUUGGAGUAAAAUACAUUUACUACGAUGUUUGGGCGAGUGAAGAGGUUUGCGAGGGGCUCAAAAAGUACUCGGAAUGGCCAACGUUUCCGCAGGUUUAUGUUGAUGGGGAGCUAAUCGGAGGAUUUGAUAUAUGCUCACAGCUCAAGGAGUCUGGUGAGCUGAAGACUGUGUUAAAAAUGUGA